Molecule: messenger RNA, 1992 nt
Organism: Phytophthora sojae
Lineage: Eukaryota; Oomycota; Peronosporomycetes; Peronosporales; Peronosporaceae
Exons: 6
Coding region: 1-1992 (663 amino acids)
Source: RefSeq, a predicted model, not a curated record
AUGCAUGGAAUGGUACUGCGAGAGGGAUACUUUGGUGAGACGUAUGGAGAGGAACGGACGCCGGCGUAUGCCUUUCCAGACACUAGCAAUAUGGUCAUUUUGCUCCUGCAACAGCUGCCGCACCUUUAUAAUGCGAUCCUCGACUUGAAGAUGGCGAACGGGAGCAAACUUGAUACGUCCGGCGUGACGGGGCCGUUCUUGGGGUUACUGAACGAGUACUUUACGUCACGCAAUGUUACAAUCCCGCUGGUGUUCGCGUGCAUUUGUUGGGUGAGAUCUGUGGCGGCACUCCAAGGGGAUGCAGGACUUAGUCGCAAUGUUGGCGUGACGAUUAAGCACUCGACGGACCUGAUGGAUCGAAUUAAAGCCACGGCGGUGAAGCGCGCAGUGCAGACUGGUGACAUGCUAGUCCGCGUCUUGGUAAAGCAAUGCGAUGUGCAGAGCCAGCAAGCGAGCAAAAGUCACCACUUAGCGCGCGCAAACCCACUUAUGGCAGGCUUCAUGAUGCUGACGUUCGAUCUCCACUCGAAUUAUGCCGCAGAUUCGAUCAAUGAGAUGUACUGCAGCCGAGCUUUACCGGUCAAGUACGAUAGGGGUCGAGCGCAAACUCUGCUCAGCGAUUUCUCCAAGAUCUACCAGCUGAUGACUGCAAACGACAAGUCGUUUCUGGGGAGUGCUUCAGCGAAGACUAUGCUGAUCGAGGUUGCUGACACCUGCGCCGAAGAACUAUUCGAGACUCGCAUGCUUUCGGGUGAUCUUUUGACACUCCACGACGACCUUACUGGCGUAUUCCAGCAAAUGGCAGAUGAGCUGAGCCAACAACGGACUGAACCGGUUGAAAACGCUGCGAUGAUGUUCGUGAUGCCGUUCUUUGAUGGGCUGAAGCCCAAUGGAUCGAUGGAUAUGGGGGCGCUACCGGGCUCGAACCGUAGAAUGCAUGUCGGAGCUGCGGCUGUCGGGGUGAUUAGGUCGAUGUGCGCAAAGGCCGCUGCUGUUAUCCAAGGCAAAUUCGCUACCCCAGCACUGGUUUGCGACCAGAAGUACUUCACAUUCCCGUCUACCCCAGACUUUUCCACAAACGAAUAUGGGCCGGUUCAAACCGACAUCUGCAUCAGGGACGGCAAUGGCAAACGGGUGAGCGACGUGACGUCCGACCGCAAGUGGUCCCGCGAAAUCGCCGCGGAGAUUGCCGAGAUUGAGCAAGGUCGAGCGAGAACUGAUAGCGCGAAGAACCGAGAUGCGAUGCUUCGUCAUCAGAGCAUGCUUCGUGCGGAGAGAGUGCGCAAAUCGGUCGCUGCUCAGCGUGAUGAAGAGUGCCAACGUCAGUUUGUAAAUGAUUCAACGGAUAAUGUAGCAAGUUCCAAGAAGAAGAAGAGCAAGAAGAAAGGCAAAAAGGGGAAGAAGGGGGACGGCAAUUCCGAUGAAGUGGCCUCGCUCAAACACUCGUUCGAAGACACGAUGGCUUCUUUCACGCGCUUACGCGACCCCAGCAUCCCUGUUGACGACAAAAGUGACGACGGGGAGCGAGUCUGCAGCGCCGUGAAGAAGCUGCAGACCCUCGACGAGGCGUGCGCCCACCCCAACCGAAUGAACACGACGGAUCGCCGCAUCCGCACUUCGGUGGCCUCCGAGGCAGCGCAGAGCACGCACCUGAUGCAGAAGUUCCAUCGCGUCGACCACGCCGCCAUCACAGUGCCUGCGCUCUCUUCAGUCCGCAAGCAGUGCGAUACGACACCAGACUUCGUCCACUUUGUGCUCCGUACGGCGCAGCUCUUCGUCUCCGUGGACAGGAAGCCGCAGGCUCGUGAGUUCGAGAACGCCAUCGACGCAGCCCCUGAUCUGAGUGGCGUCGUGUGCUUCGGCAAGCGCGCGUUGCACGUCGUGUACGGCGGCAACAGCCAGGACGACGUGGCGCGAAUGCUUUACUACGAGUCGUGUCUGCGCUUCGGAGACUUUGUCUUCUCCGCCGCCGGCGUUGUCCGCGCAACUUAA